Molecule: messenger RNA, 3256 nt
Organism: Anarrhichthys ocellatus (wolf-eel)
Lineage: Eukaryota; Metazoa; Chordata; Actinopteri; Perciformes; Anarhichadidae
Gene: nrsn1
Product: neurensin 1
Exons: 6
Coding region: 118-720 (200 amino acids)
Biological process (GO): nervous system development
Cellular component (GO): transport vesicle; neuron projection; neuronal cell body
Source: RefSeq, a predicted model, not a curated record
GAGAGAGAGAGAGAGAGAGAGAGAGUUGACUGUAGAGUGAUGGGACCCGGCUGAGGGAACGGCAGCGAGUGAUCACUCUCCGAGCUGUUAAUGACAGCAGGUAGGCAGAAGUGAAGGAUGACUUCUUGCCCAGAGAUCUGUGGGUCCGAGUAUAGUGACCAAGCUCAAGCCAGCGGGAACUGCCAGCAGUAUGGAGUCCGCUCCUACCUGCACCAGUUUUAUGAGGAGUGCACAGCUUCUAUCUGGGAACGUGAUGAAGAUUUUCAGAUUCAGAGAUCACCUAGCAGGUGGAGCUCUUUACUCUGGAAGGUCUGUCUCGCGUUCGGAUCCCUGAUAUUGUUUGCGGGUCUCAUUGUUGUUUUGGUGGGUUAUGCCACUCCAGCCAGGAUCGAAGCAUUUGGCGAAGAUGACCUCCUUUUUGUUGACAGCAACGCUGUAAGUUUCAACCGCGCAUUGGAUGUUUGUAAGCUGACUGGUGCUGUGUUGUUCUGUGUGGGCGGCACCUCCAUGGCUGUGGGUCUCCUGCUGUCUGCCUUCGCCAAAAGCUACUCCAAAGAAGAACUGUACCUGCAGCAGAAGUUCAAGGAGAGGUUGGCAGAUCUGCAGGCAACAGUUGGUACCCCCAUAUUGAAAGCGCCGACUCCCGGAGAGGGAAAGGUGCCAGUCACACUUUCCAAAGUCCAGAACAUACAGCCGGUGGCCACAAAGUCGGAGACCUGACAGAAGACCAGAUGAAGGCAUAAAGUGAAGAAGUGUGUGUGUGUGUGUUGAUCAAAGUGUGCAUUUUCUCUUUUGAAAGGUCAGCUUACAUGAUUGAUAGUAUUGGUUCAUCAUCUUUAUUUACUGUUUGACAUUUAAGCUUGCUUUUGGGGUUAUAUAGGAGCAUAGUUAAUAUAGCUGAGACAAGUUUAAGCCUUGUGUUUGAACACCAUAGUGAUCAGACAAAGCGCCUGCAGGUCUUGAGCCCUACCCCGAAAAACAAACCACAGAAACAAAUCAAUAGAACACAGCAGCUGAACGACAACACCGCAGCUCAGUAUUCUUCUGUCAAGUGGACUCGCAAAGGAGGAUGGUAUUACUGCUGUAGGCUGUAGAGCAGCAGAUGCGGUGUUGUUUGAAGUUAUUGGUGAUUGGCCCCCAUUGCCAGAAAAUGAUCACAAGCAGCAGUGAACACAACAACCAUUAUCUCGUUGCCUAUAGUGUCUAAAAGGACAUCAGAGGAUGAGAUUUUCUGAGUGCAGAACACUUUGUGUGUACUGUGUGUACAUGUAUGUGCAGCGCAACUUCAUUACACCACUCAGUGAGAGCUGCCACAAAUGGACAAUAUGAGUACAUGUGCUAUACCGUAGCUGAAUAGUUCUUUUAAGCUCUGUUUACAUGCAGCAACAAACCAAGAGCAGUCUUACUUUGCUAGAAGUUCACACAUCAUCAGAACAGAUUAUAGAUGAACACAGAUUCAAACAGACCUUCAGGGUAGAUUUCACACUGACAUUUAUUCUGUCUUAUUAGGCGUCUGACCUUGUCUCCUUCAGUGAAUCUUCAGACACGAUCAAUAGACCAGACAGACUGAUGAGAGGUACAUUGAACCGGACCUAACAUGCGGAACAACAUAGUCUGUCACUUACUAACACAAUCAUAAUCAUGCAGAUUACUUUUAUCAAAAAUACAAAUGAGGCGUCUUCUAUCUUUAAUUACAAUCUUUUACUGUUUUCCUAAACACUUCAUUAACCCUGUAUUUGUUUCCUUCUCUCCCUGUGACAAACCCAAGCAUGUAGACACACACCUAUCCUUCCAGCAGGCACAUUUUUUUGCAGUUCGCAGUUGGUAAAAAAAAAGAAAAAAAAAAAAGAUGUGCAGGUGCUGCGUGUUGAAAUGAAGACAGAGCAAGGGCGCACCAACAAACAACGUGACAGAUUAUGUUACACCACAAGAUGGAUGAAGAGAGCACAUGAAGCUCUCCAGUGAGAUCACAACAGCUACAUCAAAUUUGACAGCGCUCGUUGUUUACAGUCUGUCUGGAUCCACAGAUGCUUUCAACACACUAACUGCCUUCAUGUGCUAACAAACAAAACUUGAAACUACAUUAUGCAGGAAGCUUACAGAACAGCUUACAGUAUGUAUGCAUCAACAAAGCUGUCUUUUAACUGGAUGCAUAUGUAGUUGCAUACUACAUGAGAAACAGAAUUUAGAACGAGCAGGUUUGCAGUUUUUUUAUUUCUUUUACUUUUAUCGGCACUCGCUUUUACUCACUGUAACUUUAACUCACAAGCACAAUGAGCUGUUAUAGUCAUGUUUUGCUGCUUUUCAAAACUAUGUGUCUAUAUAUGUAUUUUAAUAUAUAUAUACGUAUAUAUAUUUUUUUUUUCUUUUUUUUUUUUUUUUAUUUUGUGACCCUGCCACUUUACAUUCUUAUGUUAGUUGUUGCUUCUUCUUUGUUUGCUUUGAAUUCAUUGCACACAGAUACAGUACUGUCAUUUUUUUUUCACUGUACUUGGUUAGAACAAUGUUUUUGUGGUAGUCACAGUCCAAGUGCCAUCAAGCUACUUGCCUCCUACUGUGCGUCAGUGCUGCAGGUCUUUCCAAACAAUUCCUCCUCUUCAAUUCCAUGCCAUAUGCAUACUGUGUGAAAUAAUAUAUGGUUAUAUACUGCUACUAUAAACAUAUAUUAUAUAAGUUAUGUGAGCUUUUGCUAUGCUGGUUACCAUAUGUUAAUAUAAAUGGACCUUUUACUAUCUCACAACAUCCACUCUAUUCUGUUAUGUCAACACAUUUGGUCUCGGAUACAACACAAACAUGAAGCUUAAACUAUGAAGAACAAUAUACUAAUAAUCAAGACAUGUUCAAGUAUUUACACAACCACUGUCAAGCUGCAAACCUACACUACAAGAAGAAAAAGCAAACCGUUAAACAAUCGGUUAUCAACAAAACCUCCAGUGUGGUCAGAGUGUUAUCAAAUGAUCAAGAAAUGUGCUGACUUGUAGUUCCAUGUUGUAAAAUUGUGAGUUUUUUUUUUUUAUCCUUACAUUGAACAAAGUUAAGUUUUACAUUACAAUCCCAAAUUCACAAUGGAUAUUCGUCUGCCCUUAAUCUGACCGUUUCCCAGUUCAAGUGUCUCCUGAUGUAAAAGUAGAUUCUCCCAGUAAAUAAAAGACGUAUACUGUACUUAUUGGAGGUUGGAUUGAAUAAAGAACAAAUAUAUAUCAAUGUCUAUAUACAGUAUGUCUAUUUUUCAAAGAACACAAUAAAAAUUGAAAUA